Messenger RNA from Prorocentrum cordatum, 829 nucleotides. The record is from the annotation of a GenBank genome assembly. NCBI's taxonomy places the organism in Eukaryota, Dinophyceae, Prorocentrales, Prorocentraceae.
AUAUAGUAUUAGUAUGUCCAUGUGCGUCCCACCGCAGACCAAAAGUGGGUGCGAGUGGAGCUGCUGUGAGUGAUGUGCGCCCGCGGAGCCGAGUGCGAGCGGGGCCGAUUCGAGCCCAGCUGGUGCGAGCGGAGGCAGGUCAGUUCUGCCCGCGCGCGCGAGGGGCAGAGGCUCCGCUGGCAAGGAUGGCCGCGGCCGGGGGUGGCGCAGGGGGGGACGGCAAGGGGGACCCGUCCAGGCCGCCCACUUUGGCGGGAGGAGCCGCAAGCUGUGAGAUGCUCGUCGCAGGGCAAUGCAGAGGCGGGCAGCAGCUGCGAGUGCUGACGGGAGCGGUGCUCUCCCCGCUGGCAGCUUCCAUCAUGUCCACCUUCGGCGGCGCCUACAGACGCUGCCCGUGGUGUGGCUGCGAGCAGUGAGGCUUGGACCACGCGGUGUGGGUCUGCGGCGGAGUCGAGGGGCGGCCGUUCCCCCGUCCGGCGGACCCGCUCCAGCGGCGGCUCUUUUCGGCCGGAGGGCCGGAAGCAACGGCAUGUCACCGACGCCCUCAUCCUCCAGUGGGGGGGUCGAGGUCGACAGGCGCAUCAGGAGCUGGAGAUACAAUGCAGACGGCGCCCUCGCGCAGGUCGGAGCCACACUCGGGCACGAGGAGGAGGAGGCCAGCCAGCCUGGGCGCCACCUCCGCCCUCAGCAGCACCCGCCUGCCUGGGCGGCUUCCCGUGUGUGGUGAGCCAGACGGCCCCGGGUGGCAUCCUCCACCUUUCCUGCAGAGACGGGGGAAGGACAGGGAAAAGAGUGUCCCAUGUCAGUGGCCAAGCAGAGGGUUGGAGAA